This is a messenger RNA of Didymodactylos carnosus, 951 nucleotides long. The record is from the annotation of a GenBank genome assembly. Lineage: Eukaryota; Metazoa; Rotifera; Eurotatoria; Philodinida; Philodinidae.
AUGUCAGUGAAAGAAAAAGGUCCACCUAAAUUAAGUUCCAUCGAAAAGUUUGCACUCAGUAGUGUUGCUACUGCUGUUUCUACUGCUGUUUUAUCACUAACACCACUUGCACCUAUUGAACGUAUAAAAUUACUCCUUCAAUGCCAAGGUGAAAUGCUUAAACAAGGUACCAUCACUCGACCAUACAAUGGUGCUAUUGAUUGUAUCAUGCAAACUUUCAGAAAUGAAGGUCUCUUGUCAUUCUGGCGAGGUAAUCUGACCAAUUGUCUUAGACACAUUUCCAGUCAGCCUUUGAAUUUUGUCCUCAAAGAUAAAAUCAAACCAAUGUUUAAACAAAAUAUAAACGAUCCAUAUAUGGUGAAUUUUAGUAAAAAUAUAGCAAGUGGUAGUUUAGCUGGUGCAUUAUCAUUAUGUUUUCUUUACUCACUUGAUUAUGCUCGUACACGGUUGGCUACUGAUGUUAAAAGUAUAAAGGAAGGAGUUGGUGAACGUAAGUACAAUGGUCUUGUUGAUGUCUAUAAAAAAACAUUGGCUACCGAUGGUAUUGCUGGUCUUUAUCGUGGUUUUGUUGUUUCAUGUGUUGGUAUCAUUAUUUAUCGUGGAUGUUACUUCGGUUUAUAUGAUACAUUAAAACCAAUUUUACUGGGUCCUGAUGCUGGUUUUACGCUUUCAUUUUUACUUGGUUAUGGUGUCACAAUUACAUCAGGUCUUAUUUCAUAUCCAGUUGAUACUAUUCGACGACGUAUGAUGAUGACAUCAGGUCAAGCAGUUAAAUAUAAAGGUUCAAUGGAUUGUAUGUUCCAAAUCUUACGAAGUGAAGGUGUUAUGGCUUUCUAUAAAGGAGCUGGUAUCACUAUUCUUCGAGGUACCGCUGGUGCUGUUGUCUUAACUGGAUUCGAUAAAUGGGUACAACUUGGUAGCAUCAAAGUUGAUACUAGUGGUAGUGGUUAA